This is a messenger RNA of Tricharina praecox, 753 nucleotides long. RefSeq lists its product as uncharacterized. Bases 188 to 574 code for a protein of 128 amino acids. The transcript has 2 exons. The record is from RefSeq and is a predicted model, not a curated record. Lineage: Eukaryota; Fungi; Ascomycota; Pezizomycetes; Pezizales; Pyronemataceae.
UCGAAGUCCCAAGUACACCCUUCUUGUUUCUCUGGCCAGCAGCUGUAGCCAGACUCUACAUAUUUUCCUGCACCUGACACAAAUCCACAACUCACUUCGAUACACACCUUUCCUACCAAACAACAUCGUCAACACCUCCACCGAUAAUCACUACCAACCACUGCCACCAGCCGCCACAAAAGCAACGAUGUCACUCCCUCUCGUCCGCCUCUUCCCCCGGCUGGUCCGACCCACCGUCGCGACUACCUCCAUCACCGCAACCCGUUACAAGAGCCACAAAGCCAACACCAGCGGCGACGUUCCGUCGAAAGACGAGCUCAAGCCCACAUCGAAAGAGUCGACCCGAUCCGGCACGAACGACCAGAUUGCGCACGAAGACGCUGCGUUCAACCCCAAUUCGAAUCCGGUUGAGGAGAAGGGUGAUGUCGGUCGGGAGGAAGGAUCACCAUCGUACGGAAUGGAGAACCCACUCGAGUUCUCUGGUGCUACCCCGGAGGUAUCGCACCAGACCCGCGACGACCGCGUGGUUAAGGGAGGAGACAAGAAGCCAAGUGGAGGAAGCAAGGGUGCUUAAGGGGAUUGAUGUACAUGAAAUAGAGCUGUACAUAAUGCAUCGAUUGGGAGCAUGGCAUAAUGAAGGGUGAAUGCUGAUGAUUUGAGGCUCGUUAUUCGCCAAGUGCAUGAUUAGCUGUGUGAUAUUCCGAGUGUCCAACUUUUGGGCUUUUGGGAGUUUUUCGUCCUCUUGUAAUAUUA